Messenger RNA from Neoarthrinium moseri, 839 nucleotides. RefSeq lists its product as uncharacterized. The annotation marks the transcript as partial. The record is from RefSeq and is a predicted model, not a curated record. The transcript has 2 exons. NCBI's taxonomy places the organism in Eukaryota, Fungi, Ascomycota, Sordariomycetes, Amphisphaeriales, Apiosporaceae.
AUGAGUUUGAAACGAAAGGCAGAUGAGGCGGAUGGGCCAAGCUCUACAUCCGCUAAGGAUGCGGCUGAGCAGAUCUUAGAUCUAGUCCGCUCAGAACAUGGUUCUUCUAACUCGGAUUUCUACCGACUUUUCGGGAUGACGCCAAGUUCAUUUGGACAGCCACUGAGUGACGAGGACAUUGCUUCUUUGAAACAAAAAGGGGAAGGAUACAUUCGUAUUUUGAACGAAUUCGUUGAGAACGCCGGCCAGACACUGCUAAACCCGGAGACAAAAAUCGCGUACGACAAAGAGCGUAUGAGACAGACUCAAUACGAGCUAAAUAACGGAGGUGAAGGAAUGCAUAUCGACCAAGACAGUGUUGGAGAGGAGAGCGACGAUGAUGAUAGGAUGUCAGACGAUGAUUCAGGCCCCGAAGAAGGACUCCUUGCCAAGCUUCCCGGGCUUUACAGUGAAGCAGGCCCAAUCUUGAAAGAGUACUUGUCCAAGCCGGACGAUCCAAACAAAUCUGCCCAACAAAUCAUGAUUGAGCCUUACGAGCCUCUUGACAAAUUUAAUGAGAGGAUCACUCAAGAGCUCGGCAAAAAGCAUGGCCGAGGAUUCACGAUUAAAUAUACGCUCUUGAAAACCUACUCCCGAGACAUACUUCAAUUAAAGAAUGAUAUUGAGGAAGCCGACGGGCCAGUAAAGGAGACAUUGCAGAAUAAGUUCAGUGUGCUGGUCAACAAAAUCUGGAAGUAUGUGAGAACCAACCAACUUCCAGACGACUGGGCAACUCUCCUCGGAGUCGAAGCACCAGGCCCUUCAUUCGACAUUGAAAGAGACUCAUCAUGGGACGAACC